UCGGCUCCAAUUCAAAGGCUCAAUCCAUCCAUGCCGCCGUCGGACUCUGCUGUCCUGUCGCGGCAUUGUCGGCAAUGAGAUGGUCAUGGACGAGUAGCUGUCUCCUCCACAGGGGGCCAGGUAGUCACGUGGAAACGUACACGUUUUGCGGCACACGGAGGGGUUUGGGUGUGCGAUUCGGUUUGCGGCGAGGCCGAGGCACGUGGUCAUUGGUUCGUUCCUGAAAGGCACAUCCUCUGUUCACCUCUGCCAUAGCUUUACUUCACCGGAAUGCCAGGGGGUUUCAACGAAGAUCUGUUAGGUCUGUGUGCGGCAUUCCGAGCACGGCAUCGGGAGCCGUUGUUGUCGCACGGGGUUCACAUGCCAGGUCACCGUUGUUGCCGCACACGUAUCGUGGCAAUCAAACUGCUCAAAGCUGAUGAGCUUUGAGAGACGUCAUCCUGCAGUGAGGUCCCCGGUCAUGAGCUUUGAGCAACGGUAGCAUCCAGUGAUGGUGGGAGCAUAAGUUCAGUUUCGUCACGCUCAGUUCACUCCAAUCUGGUGGGCGGCCGUGUGCGACAUCAUCAGCACAUUAGUCAUUCACCGGCUCUUCGCUCGUCACUGACGUGGGCUCCCUCUAUUCCAUCCGUAGUCCCCGUGCCAGCAGGCUUUCUUUGCCUGCCUUUGGUCAAGGCCUUGAAUCGGGGGAAGAGGGCGGUGAACAAGGUCGUCCCGUAACACAAGGGAAGCAGUGUUCUGGUGUUACGACAGCAAUCCUCUUUCUCUCUCUCUCUGUCUCUCUCUCUCUCUCUUUUGUGGGCAGUUGAGAAGGAAAAGCACGGCGAGGAAUGAACGGCUCAUGCCCUGUUGAUAUGGAGUGUGCGGAGGAACUAAAGCAGGUCGCGAACUUAGCGUUCAAUGAACGUAAAUUCCAGCAGGCGAUCGACUUGUACACUCAGGCAAUCGAAGCGAAUCCCAAGUGUGCUGUGUACUAUGCUAACAGGGCAUUUGCACACACAAAGCUUGAAGAAUAUGGAAGUGCAGUUGAGGAUUCUACAACAGCGAUUGAGCUUGACCGCAAGUAUGUCAAGGGUUACUACAGGCGUGGAACUGCAUAUCUGUUGAUGGGCAAGUUUAAAGAGGCCCUCAAGGACUUUCGACAGGUUGUCAGAAUUAGACCCAAUGAUCCUGACGCGAAGAGGCAGUGUAGGGAAUGUGAGAAGGCUGUACAGAAAAUACGGUUUGAAGAAGCGAUAUGGAGGGAAGACACCGUACGACGCGCUGUUUCGGAGACAAUCGACAUCUCUGCAAUGGGAAUGUACCUUAGUCGUGGAAAUCACGAAACCAAGGGCAUGAAUAAAAUCUACGGUUUUGACGGAGAAGUGAAAGCGAAAUUUGAUGCGACGAUGUCAGAUCUUUUCCAGGAGGUGUUCUGUGCGUUGCCUUUGGCAAAUGUGCUGAACGGAAAGGUGAUCGUUGUUCAUGGAGGACUCUUCAGCCAGGAUGGAGUGACACUGCAGGACAUCAGGAACAUUGACCGAUUUACAGAGCCGCCAGACGAAGAGGUUGAUGACUCGUAUACCGGACCAAGGCUGGAAGGCGAGGAAGUUACUCUGGAGUUUGUAAAGACGAUGAUGGAAGAGUUCAGAAAACAAAAGUCUCUCCAUAAGAGAUAUGCUUAUCAAAUUCUUCUUCGGGUGAAUGAGAUCUCGAAAGCAACGCCAACUCUCGUUGACAUAACUGUCCCAGAAGGCAGUCACAUUACAGUUUGUGGGGAUAUCCAUGGACAGUACUAUGAUCUCCUGAACAUCUUCGAAAUGAAUGGUCUUCCCUCUGAUGAGAAUCCAUACCUGUUCAAUGGAGACUUUGUGGACCGAGGGUCAUUUUCGGUGGAGGUCAUCUUCACAUUGUUUGCUUUCAAAUGCUUGUAUCCAAAUGGACUGAUGUGUGAGCUCUUAUGGAGCGAUCCUCAACCCGAUAAUGGCAGGAGCCCAAGCAAAAGGGGAGUUGGUGUGGCAUUUGGACCUGAUGUGACCUCCCGGUUCUUGCAGGAGAACAAUCUGGAGUUAAUUGUGAGGUCACAUGAAGUCAGGGAGGAGGGCUGCCAGUUAGAGCACAAUGGCAAGCUAAUUACAGUGUUUUCAGCGCCAAAUUACUGUGACCAGAUGGGCAAUCUGGGAGCGUAUAUUCGAUUCGAGUCUGACAUGGUUCCGAAGUUUACGAAGUUCAAGGCAGUGCCACAUCCGAACGUGAAGCCGAUGCAGUACGCAACAAAUUUCAUGAAUUUUCUUGUCUAGAGGGGAAGGCCCUUCAAUUUUGCCGUCAUUGCAUGAGGGGGUGGCUUGGCCAGGAGAAUGUGCGCGACAGUCGCCGCUUCCGUUCUCCGCUCGGGGAGUUGUGCUUCAGGCAUGUUCGUUGCUCGUAAUGGUUGUGCCCUUUGCUCUAUUGAUUGUUGUAUCUCUUUCGCAAUUCUUUUAGACAUGGUCGAUGCAGAGAAACGUGGGCAUCGAUUUAUAUGUCACAAUGAGUAGGAAGCAAUUUUGUGUGUCUCUGUGUAUCUUGUGUGCGUGUCCAAUUUACGCGCUUGUUGGAAUCUUCUCCGUCUUAUGCCCGUCGACUUGAUGGAUAGCGUUUUACGCAACCGGUGGGCUGGCUCCAAAUUCUCACCGAUUCCACUCAAGAGCCAGCUGUGUUGAUUAUUGAAUAGAUCACGGAUGGGUUUUUGAUUAUGGUUAUUACUUCAUUGCGAGUGGUAGUAUGGAUAUGGAAAGGCGACCCAUCGAGUUGAGCUAGCGGCGCGGCGCAUGACAAGAAGAGAAGUCCUUUGUAAUAUGGUUACCUCUCCUCUCCUGUCCUUUCAUGCAGUACUGAUGCGACGAGUAUAUAGCUUUUGCUUGCACACACGCGACGAGUAUAUAGCUUUUGGCACCACUUUUGCUUGCACACACGUUUGCACGAGUGCUUUGUGCUCGUUCAUGCUAUUCUUGUCGCGCGGUUGAUCUCAAUGCUGUGAGUUCAUGGUCACCUUAUCAGUGUAACCGGGGCCUAGUGUGGGGUAGAAAGAGCCUCCAGGAUCCGGAUGAAAAUUGCAUCCAUUGGUGUUCCAUUCAAAAGUCAUCAAGGAUUAUAUCUGUAUGAUAUUUCUCAAUUGCCUCUCUCUCUCUCUCUCUCCCUUCUUUCUCUCUCUCUCUCUCUCUCUCUCUCUCUCUCGCUCUCGCUCUCGCUCUUGCUGUUGGUAUCGAUGCCGGUGUUAGUUCCAUUUCUGAUCGCUGUUAUUGUUUUAUGUCUGGUUUGUUUUGUGGAAAUCUGGACGGCACAAAGCAAUAAGCAGUCUGUGGUUGCUAGGCCGAUAGCAGUAGAGGGGCACUGGCUGAAGGAAUUUUGCAGUUUGCCUUGAAGAAUGUGUAGGAGUAGACGGUUUUGGUGGAUUUACAUGCUGCAUCUUUUGUACUAAUAAGAUGUGGUUUAUGUAGUGGUUCCAUGUUUUGCUCAUAACUUGAGGGGGGUUUCAUUACAGGCAUGCUUUCCACUUCUGGUGGUUGUGUGUGCUGGUUGUGUGCUUCAGCCAGAACGUUGUACACUCAGAUGAGAUGGCUGACUAGGAACAGCUACAUUGUGUGUCAGUCGUUCGGGUGGAGAUAUCAAAUUGUGUUUACCUUUUCCAACUUACCCAGUUUUGAAUAGUGUGCAGUGGAGCGAAGUGCUUUGAAAU
This is a messenger RNA of Chara braunii, 3691 nucleotides long. The record is from the annotation of a GenBank genome assembly. NCBI's taxonomy places the organism in Eukaryota, Viridiplantae, Streptophyta, Charophyceae, Charales, Characeae.